Cornus florida is the source of this 669-nucleotide messenger RNA. RefSeq names its product small ribosomal subunit protein eS25-like. NCBI's taxonomy places the organism in Eukaryota, Viridiplantae, Streptophyta, Magnoliopsida, Cornales, Cornaceae. The record is from RefSeq and is a predicted model, not a curated record. The transcript is spliced from 4 exons. Bases 128 to 454 code for a protein of 108 amino acids. Gene Ontology annotation, molecular function: structural constituent of ribosome. Gene Ontology annotation, cellular component: cytosolic small ribosomal subunit.
AAACCCUAGUUUUCUGAAUCCUACACACAUAUAUAGAUGCGCACACUAAACUCUCCCUUUGGCGCUGCGGUGAUAUUUGCUAGUUCUCAACACACAGAAACCCUAGAAAUCUUCAACAAGAGAUCUCAUGGCGCCGAAGAAGGAGAAGGCACCUCCACCGUCGUCAAAGCCCGCCAAAUCUGGCGGAGGAAAGCAAAAAAAGAAGAAAUGGAGCAAAGGAAAGCAAAAGGAGAAGGUGAAUAACAUGGUUCUUUUUGACAAGGCAACUUAUGAUAAGCUUCUUUCUGAAGCUCCAAAGUACAAGCUCAUUACUCCUUCGAUCUUGUCCGAUAGAUUGAGGGUGAAUGGAUCGCUUGCUCGGAAAGCAAUUAAGGAUUUGAUGGCAAGAGGUGCAAUCAGGAUGGUGUCUUCUCAUGCUAGCCAACAGAUCUAUACCAGGGCCACUAAUACUUAGGAGACCCUGUUUCUUUUGUUUUAUGAGUAGGUGGGAUGCCUGCCAAUAUUAUGUUACCUUUCUGUUUAGUGGUUAAACUUUGUUGAUGAAUAUUUUGUUUCCUUGCAUUACUAGAAUCGUUCAUGUUUUUCUGCUUUGCUGAAUCAAUGUCGUAUUUAUAUACGAAUUCAUCACUGGAAGUAUGUCUUUUGCAUUGGCUUUAUUUUGUCAAAUAA